This is a messenger RNA of Dentiscutata heterogama, 273 nucleotides long. The record is from the annotation of a GenBank genome assembly. NCBI's taxonomy places the organism in Eukaryota, Fungi, Glomeromycota, Glomeromycetes, Diversisporales, Gigasporaceae.
AUGAAUCAACUUUCAUUACUCGCAACUAAGACACACUACAUAGAUGCCAUUAAGAUCAAGUGGUAUUUACAAUUUGCUGAAGCCAGUGAAUGUUUAAACGCAAAGAACCUCCCUUUAUCUUAUUUUAAAUUUCAAUUUACUGACUGUAUAAGUAAAAUAGACUCUGUAAUUGGCCAAUUAGAAUGCUUCAUUGACUUCUUUAUCCGUCCACCUCACUAUAAUCAUGUUGAGCUUGAUCCUGAAAGCAAUAAAUUAGAUAUUUUUAUUUUAUAG